GUGGCGGGAAGCGGAACUCUGGAAGGUUCACCGCGGCUUCUGGUCGGACCCGGGUCGCAGUGCACCACGGGUGCUGCACAGGCGGCAUGGAGGACCGCGGCGAUUCCGAGCCUUCUGCGGGCUCCAGCGGCCCAGAGCUGGGCGGCGCUCGCGGUGGCGGUGGCGCUCGCUCGUGGGCCCCGGAGGACGCCUGGAUGGGCACCCACCCUAAGUACUUAGAAAUGAUGGAAUUAGAUAUAGGAGAUGCCACUCAAGUUUAUAUAGCAUUCUUGGUAUACCUGGAUCUCAUGGAGAGUAAAAGUUGGCAUGAAGUAAACUGUGUGGGAAUCCCAGAACUGCAGCUCAUCUGCCUACUUGGCACUGAGAUAGAAGGGGAAGGGUUACAGACUGUCGUGCCCACACCCAUUUCUGCUUCCCUUAGCCACAACAGGAUAAGGGAAAUCUUGAAGGCGUCUAGAAAAUUACAAGGUGAUCCAGAUUCGCCAAUGUCUUUUACUUUGGCCAUAGUGGAGUCAGAUUCUACAAUAGUCUAUUACAAACUUACUGAUGGAUUUAUGCUGCCAGAUCCCCAGAAUAUUUCUCUUAGAAGAUGACAUCUAUGAAAGAUUGGAUUUGAGGCCCAUCAGCCCUCUUUGCCUUUUAUUUCAGAGAUAGUCAGGGUUGACUUUGCUGGUUCCAUACCGUGAGCAUUUUUUUCAGAAUGAGAUGUACACAGGUUGAAGAUUCUAUAUCUCUUGCAAAUUAGAGCGGUUGCCCUAGAACUUUAUCAGAGACAGUAUAAUUACAGUUAUCUUCAGGUUUACGCCAAGGAUGUGUUCAGAGGUGUGCUGCCUCUGCCCUCACCUGUAGCUGCCAUCAUGAGCUCAUUGUUGAAAGAAGCAUUUUCCUUACUCAUUGUGACCAGCUUAGAAUGGCAGUCAUAAACCCUCUGCUGCCUGAGAGCUCCUUCUGCCUGCAUUUUAAUCCUCAGUAGAAGCUGACCUAUUUUCCUGUUACAGUUACUUUUCUCUUUGGUUGACUUUAAAUCAGAACUAAAAACAUGCUCAUCCAGGGUCAUAAAUUUACCUGUCUGGAUUAAUAGGUACCAGAGAAUUGUUUCUUUCCAAUCUUAUCACCACUGUCCUUAUUGUAUUAUAGCUAGAAUAUUACAAGAAUAUGAAGAAUAUUAUCAGCCUUAAAAUGUCUUUAUUAAUUAAACUCAUUUAUUCUGCUUGCAUUAAUAUCCCUCAACAUAGCCAAAGGAAAAAUUAUGUGCACAAACAUUUUAUAAGUGGAAUUACUUUUAAUAGCCCAAAUUGUGAAUCACUAAAAAGUUUAGGUCAGAUACGUUACAUGUUAGACUUUGUAGGCCAUAGUGUCUCUGUCCCAGCAUGACUUGUAGCAUGGAAACAGCCAUCCAUAGCCAUGUAAAUAAAUGGGCAUGGCUGUGUGCCACUAAAACUUUAUUAACAAGAGUGGGACCAUCAUUACCAUCCCCUGGUCUAGGCAGUCAACAGAUAUCUAUGAAUGAUACAUUGUACAAUUAUUAAAAAUUGGUAAUGAAUAUUAUGAAAAACACAAGAAAGUGCUAGAGUGAAAAAAAUUACAAGACGCAGAGCAUGUGAAUGUGGCUAUGGCAGUAGAUAACACCAAGUUAUGAGACUAGAUGAUCAGCAGAGCUGUGGCUAUAAUCGAAUGGCAGGGCAGCCAAAGGAUGUUUCAGUUGUUACCUGUAUUACUUUUAUAAUAAAAUGUUUUAAAAUAAAAAACUCCUGAAAUCUGCA
Molecule: messenger RNA, 1763 nt
Organism: Nannospalax galili (Upper Galilee mountains blind mole rat)
Lineage: Eukaryota; Metazoa; Chordata; Mammalia; Rodentia; Spalacidae
Gene: Tsen15
Product: tRNA splicing endonuclease subunit 15
Exons: 5
Coding region: 87-593 (168 amino acids)
Biological process (GO): tRNA splicing, via endonucleolytic cleavage and ligation
Molecular function (GO): nucleic acid binding
Source: RefSeq, a predicted model, not a curated record